UUGAUUGUUACCACAAAUAUCCUCAUAAUUAGUAAAUUACAAAUUGAUUACAAUUUUUAACAUAAAUUUAUAAGUUUUGUAAUAUUUGAAUAUUUUUACAUAAAUUUGUGAUUUAAAUACAAAAUUAGUCAACAAAACUGAUGAUCUCGUCAGCGAUGGUAUCAAAUAACUCAUUGCUCAUCACAUUCUUCGUGUUGUCCAUAAUUGUGUCCAUUUGUGGCGCAAACGGCGAUAAGAGUUUCGAGGAGGAGGUCUAUGGCGUGAAGUACGCCAACGAAUGCGAGGUUUGCAAGUAUUUAGUGAUAGAAUUGGAGGGAAGGCUCGAGAAGACGGCCAAAACACAUGAAGUGAUUGAAACCGGAUAUGGAUUUGAAGACAAGACCCGUCACAAGAAGAAAUAUGUGCUCUCUGAACUCCGUUUAGUGGAGUCUUUGGACGGCAUUUGCGAGACUCUACUCGAGUAUAACGUUCACAAAGAGCGCAAAGACAGCACUAGAUUUGCCAAAGGGAUGAGCACUACGUUUAAGACAUUACACGGAUUGGUCGACAAAGGCUGCGAGAAUCUUCUGGAGAAACACGAGUCAGACAUUGAGAACUGGUAUUUCCACCAUCAGAACCAACCCCUCCAGAGCUAUCUGUGUGUCGACAGAGCCCUCAAGAGAGGCGAUUCCGGAUGUCUGACCGAAGAGAUCCCGACCGAUGGCGACACCAAAACGAGUGAUAAACAAGAAUUAUAACCACAAAUAUUUGUGUAUAUUUUAAUAGCAAUUUUUAUAUCAACUCUUUAUUACAAUAAUAAUAAUAACUUAUUUCAAACAUUCAAACGGCAAACGAAACGAUGUUUAAAAUAUGUCCAAAAACUUAACAACAAAUUGUACAAAAUGUGAGGC
Medioppia subpectinata is the source of this 890-nucleotide messenger RNA. The record is from the annotation of a GenBank genome assembly. NCBI's taxonomy places the organism in Eukaryota, Metazoa, Arthropoda, Arachnida, Sarcoptiformes, Oppiidae.